AAUCUGCAUCUCAUAUCAAUAUACCAAGUGCUUCAAGCAGUAAUCAGUGAUGGAACGGCCUCAUGCAUUAGUUCUCCCAUUGCCACUUCAAGGCCAUGUCAUCCCUCUUCUUGAACUAUCUAACCGUUUGGUUGAGAGAGGGUUCAAGGUCACAUUUGUUAACACUGAGUUGAACCAUGCUCGCAUCACUAGUGCCAUGUCAAACAGCAGCUGUGACAUGAAUCAGAUUCAUUUUGUUACAGUCCCUGACGGAAUUGAGGAAGGAGAUGACCCAAGUGAUCUUGUCAGGAAGCGUGAAGGAUUACGGAGAGUCUUGCCUGCAUCUUUGGAGGAGCUAAUAAAGAAGAGCAACAUGGUGGAAGAUCAUAAGUUCACAUGUUUCAUUGUUGAUGUCUUCAUGGCCUCGACUUUGGAUGUUGCUAAGAAAGCAGGACUCCAUACGGUCAUCUUCUACCCAGGGGGCCUCGGAACUUUGCUCAUUGGAUCAAGCAUUCCCAAGCUAAUUGCAGAUGGCAUCAUUGACGAACAAGGAGAGGUAAAAACAAAAGGAAAGUUCCAAAUAAAUCUUGAAAUGCCUUCUAUGGAAACCGCUGAUUUGCCAUGGCAGUGUUUCCCAGACGUCAAAACCAAACAUCAUAUGUUUAAAUUCAGCUUGAAUGUUGGUACCACUAUCAACACGGAAGAGCUUAUCCUUUGCAACUCAUUCUUUGGCCUUGAAAAUGGGAAGUCCAUCCUUCCGCCAAACAUAUUACUGAUAGGGCCAUUGCUCGCCAAUCAAGAACUCAAAAAACCUAAAGGAUACUUGUGGGAGGAGAAUACAUCCUGCAUCACAUGGCUUGACAAACAACUUCCCAACUCAGUGAUUUACAUUGCUUUUGGUAGCUACACAAUGUUUGAUCACUGCCAGUUUGAAGAGCUUGCUCUCGGGUUGGAACUCUCUGACAAGAGGUUCUUGUGGGUAGUGAGGCCCGGGUUGAGCAGAGAUGAGGAUGUUGGAUUUUUGGCAAGAUUUAGGUCCAGGGUCGAAGGAAGGGGAAUGAUAGUUCGUUGGGCUCCUCAGCAGCAGGUAUUGGCUCACUGUUCCAUUGCUUGUUUUAUGUCUCAUUGUGGAUGGAAUUCAACAUUAGAGGGAUUGGCAAAUGGAGUGCCAUUUCUUUGUUGGCCAUAUUUUGCUGAUCAGUUUAUCAGCCAAGGUUACAUUUGUGAUAUUUGGAAAACUGGUUUGAGGAUGAAUCUUGACGGUAACAAAGUUGUUUCAAGGAAGGAAAUUAAGAGGAAAGUGGAGGAGUUGAUGGGUGAUGAAGAGAUGAAGAUAAGGGCAAUGCAGCUGAAAGCGAGGGCUGAUAAGAGUGUCAAUAAAGGAGGGCAUUCUUUUGAGAAUUUCAACUGCUUUGUCAGUCGCAUGAACACUUCAGUCCAUUAAUAAAUAUUAUUUUUGUGAUAGAUGAAUCUUGGAUUCACUAAUAAGAGCACAAAUGUUAUUGAAGUGAGCUCCUAUUAAUAUUGUGUGGAAUCAUGGAAUACCACAGAAUUGAUGAGGUUGAUGAACCACUCAAAUUAUAUU
This is a messenger RNA of Dioscorea cayenensis subsp. rotundata (Guinea yam), 1564 nucleotides long. RefSeq names its product UDP-glycosyltransferase 83A1-like. Bases 50 to 1423 code for a protein of 457 amino acids. Gene Ontology annotation, molecular function: UDP-glycosyltransferase activity. The record is from RefSeq and is a predicted model, not a curated record. The transcript has 2 exons. NCBI's taxonomy places the organism in Eukaryota, Viridiplantae, Streptophyta, Magnoliopsida, Dioscoreales, Dioscoreaceae.